Molecule: messenger RNA, 2977 nt
Organism: Olea europaea var. sylvestris
Lineage: Eukaryota; Viridiplantae; Streptophyta; Magnoliopsida; Lamiales; Oleaceae
Exons: 4
Coding region: 317-2695 (792 amino acids)
Source: RefSeq, a predicted model, not a curated record
UGGGCGCCAAAGGAAGGUGGUUGGAUUCAACUGUCGUUAUACCCCCAAAGGUUUAGCCGUGGUCUCUGUCCCCUCAAUCCCCAGACAGAUUGAGGAAUGAACAUGCAUGAUUUUGAAAAGCACUCCCAUUGUAUCCUUUUUUCGUCAAUCUCUUUCUCUCUCUAUACCUUCUCUUUACUCCUUUCUUUAUUCAUUGCCAUAAAUCACGGAGCAUACAGUCUCAAUCCCAGAACCCAACAUUGCUUUUUCUCUCUACGAGUUUAUUGAGCUUUGAGGCAUAGGGAUGCAAACGGAUUUGUGAUAGACAGGAGAACGAAUGGCGAAAAAACUAGAUUUCAACGCUCCACUUUUAUCUGCAAGGAGAUUUUCCUCACCUACUCGCUCUUCAGAAGUGGUAAACAAGAUCUCGACAGAGAAGUCGCUCCCUAAUCGACAAAAUUCUCUACCUGUGUGCAAAUCAGAUUGUGAAUAUGGGGAGGUGACAAAACCAGCUGCAGUUCCAUUUCAAUGGGAAAAAAUCCCUGGAAGGCCUAAAGGAGAAGGGGAAGGUCCAAUUCACCAGCCGGAGGAACCUUCAAAUACACCAAGGCUUCCUCCAGGAAGGGUAUCAGGUGUCAUCAGAUGCAACUCAGGUGAAAGUCCAAAGUUCCUUUCUGGGAGAGUAUCUGGUUUUUCGAGAUACAAUUCAGGGGAAAGAUCGAAUGAUCCGAAUAUUAACAGGACCCAAAUUGAAGCAUUUCCGUUCAAUGAUCAUGCUAAUCUGAUUGAAAAAUUGCAUGACAGUCUAAAUUAUAGAGAUGAUUCAGAUACGGAAAGUGGAGACGAUGCAUAUUCUGAUGCACUCGAUAAGUUGUCACUAACAGAAUCUUGGUCCUUGAACUACAGUGUAAGUGGACUGAGUGGCUAUCAGGGUUCAGGAGUAAAACCAUCGGGAACAUUCUCUGUUGAUGUGCAAACUAGAGAUUUUAUGAUGAGCAGAUUCUUACCGGCAGCCAAGGCUGUUGUGUUGGAGACACCUCAAUACAUAGCGAAGAAGCAACCAGCGGUCAUUGAACAACCAAAGCCGGUUAAAAAGGUCGUAUCUGGGGAACCAAAGCCUUUACAUGAGCAGUAUGGUUCUAACAUCAUGUCACAUUACGUUCAGAAUUUUGAGAAUGUGGAAAGUGAAGAUGAUGAUCUGGAAUGUACUGUUCCUGUGAAAAAAUCAGGAAAAAUCUGGGGGAUUUUCCCUCGGUUUUGUGUGAAGAAUUCUUUUUGCCUUUUAAACCCAUUGCCUGGAAUGAAAUCAAAAAACCAUGCUCCAACAGCUCCAGCUGCUAAUGUUAGGAGACUGACCAGAAAUGCUCACAGUGGACCUAUCGACAAGAAUGUGUGUCGUGCAAUUUAUAAGAAAAAAUUUCAUUCUGGAGUACUGUCUCGGGACCUGCUAGAAAUUGGAAACAGGCUAGGGAGUGAUUCCAAUCAGUUUUCUUACUCCAGUGACUCUUUUAGACCUGGGGUGUCUCCCUUAAGGCAAUGCAGAAGCCGUCCCAUAUCCCCCUACCGAAAUGAAGCACCAAAGUCUCCAUUUCAUGAAGGUGCAGGGUUUCUUGGUGUACCUAAAGAAAUUGAGAAUCAUAGCGUGAAUAAGAUUGCCUCAUCACGCAAAAUGCGUAAGGUCAUGCAAGAUGUAUCUAAGAAUCACAUACAGAAACAGGGAUCAGGUUCGCCUGGUGUUGCUGUUGAGAAGACAUUGUAUGUGGAUGGUCUGAUCAAUACAAAUUGUUCAAAAGAUGAGAAAAUUGUUGAUUUCUCUUGUAAGAAUUUGAAGUCCAUGGAUGAAUGCAUACAAACUGAAGAAACUGAAGCUAUCAAAUCUUCCGAUCAAGAUAUAGCAUCCCUGAAUGUUUCUGAGGCAGGAAAAUGCCUGAUCCCUGAUUUGCGCAAAAGUCAUCCCAUUUCUCCCUACCAAAAUGAAGCAUCAAAGUCUUACUUUCAUGGACGUAAUGCUAACAAGAUUGCUUCAUCUCGCAAGUUGUGCAAGGCCUUGCAAGACGUUUCAAGGAAUCACGUGAAUAGAAAAGUAUCAUGUUCUCCAGGUGAUGCUGUCGAAAAAACUUUGUAUAUAGAUGCAGCGACCAAAACAGAUAGUUCAAAACCAGAUAAGAAUUUUGAUUCCUCUGAUAAGAAUUUGAAGCCCUCAAAUGAAAGCAGACCUACUGAAGAGAAGGGUCCUGUUAAAUCUUCUGAUAUAGACACGUCUUCCUGGGAUAAUUUAGGGGAGGGGAAAAGCCGAAGUCCUAAAUUGUCCGGAUCAACUGAUAUGGUUAUACCAAAUCAAAGUUUUGAUCAAGAAUCCAGGUCUGUUGAUUGUUCAAAAGUGCAUUCUGAUGCAAACUUUGCUGUGAAUAAUAAACAAGACAGAGAACAAGACGAUCAGAGAGAUGCUGAUUCUGCAUCCCUGAAGUCACCUUUACCCCCACCUUUACCAAAAUCACCAUCUGAGUCUUGGCUUUGGCGAACUCUGCCUUCUAUUUCGUUACCCAAUCCAUUUUCACAUUCCGGCCAAUAUCACCCCAAGAAACAGACUCAAACAAGUGUAGCGAACGAUUACACGUGGGAGACCAUUGUGAAAACUUCAAAUUCACGGCAUGAUCACGUCCGCUGUUCAGAGGAGCUUAUCCCCCAUGUUACUCAUCUGCACAACAAAACAUAGAAGUGGAAAAGUCCCUGCUAUAGAAGAUGUAUUCUUUGGAAUGUCUUGUGGCCUUCCAACAUCGCUAAUUUUUCUAUCCCUUAAAAUUGUUUUAAGUGUGAUGUAGAAUGAUGAGUUUUGAGAGAUAAACAUGCGAUGUUUUUCUUUGAUUUUUUUCUAUCGUUUUGAUGUGAUUGUUAGGCUGAAUCUCGGGAUUUUAUACCUAUUAGAUAUUGUUGGAAGAUUUGUUCAUGGUGCUUGUGCACGUAUGAGCAUUCAAUAGAAUUUAAAAAGUUUGUAGAA